This is a messenger RNA of Meloidogyne enterolobii, 337 nucleotides long. Lineage: Eukaryota; Metazoa; Nematoda; Chromadorea; Rhabditida; Meloidogynidae. The record is from the annotation of a GenBank genome assembly.
AAAAUGGAAGAGCAAAAACAACUAAGGAUUCUCUGUUUUCACGGCUAUCGUCAAAGUGCAGAAAUUUUCCAGAGAAAAUCUGGUGCAUUAAGGAAAGCCUUAAAAAGUCGUGCAAAAUUUGAAUUUAUUUCUGCCCCAUUUACAAUAAAUAAUUUAAACGGAGAGGAAGAAGAGGAGGGAGAAAAGAAAGAAGGCCGUGCCUGGUGGUUCUCUAAUCGUGAACAAAGAUCUUUUUCCUCAAGGGAAGUCUGUACAAUUGCGGAUGGUUUUGAAGAAUCAAUUAAAUAUACACUCGAAUUGGUAAAUGUGGAGAUUACUGGUCCCGAAAAAAAAUGAG